GCCAGGAGGAAGAUGGCGGCGCCCGCGGCUGCAGCCGAGCCUCAGGCUGCCGGGGGCCCUCAGCCCCCCGUGUGUCUGUUGGUGUUGGGAAUGGCGGGGUCUGGGAAAACCACCUUCGUCCAGAGGCUCACAGGACAUCUGCAUAGCCAAGGCUCUCCGCCUUAUGUGAUCAAUCUCGACCCCGCUGUGCAUGAAGUUCCCUUUCCUGCCAAUAUUGAUAUUCGUGACACUGUGAAGUAUAAAGAAGUCAUGAAACAAUAUGGACUUGGACCCAACGGUGGCAUAGUGACCUCACUCAAUCUCUUUGCUACUAGAUUUGAUCAGGUGAUGAAAUUUAUUGAGAAGGCCCAGAACAUGUCUAAAUAUGUCUUGAUUGACACACCUGGGCAGAUUGAAGUGUUCACCUGGUCAGCUUCUGGGACAAUCAUCACAGAGGCUCUGGCAUCCUCCUUUCCAACGAUUGUCAUUUAUGUAAUGGACACAUCAAGAAGUACCAACCCAGUGACCUUCAUGUCCAACAUGCUCUAUGCCUGCAGCAUCUUGUACAAAACCAAGCUUCCUUUCAUUGUGGUCAUGAAUAAAACUGACAUCAUUGAUCACAGCUUUGCAGUGGAAUGGAUGCAAGAUUUUGAGGCUUUUCAAGAUGCCUUGAAUCAAGAGACUACAUAUGUCAGCAACCUGACUCGUUCAAUGAGCUUGGUGUUAGAUGAAUUUUACAGUUCACUCAGGGUGGUAGGUGUGUCUGCUGUUCUGGGUACAGGCUUAGAUGAACUCUUUGUGCAAGUCACCAGUGCUGCGGAAGAAUAUGAAAGGGAGUAUCGUCCUGAAUAUGAACGUCUGAAGAAAUCACUGGCCAGUGCACAGAGCCAGCAGCAGAAAGAACAACUAGAACGCCUUCAGAAAGAUAUGGGCUCUGUUGCCUUGGACACAGGAACUGCUACAGACGGCUUAUCUUCUGGGCGGGACCCUUCUGACUUGAUCUUGACUCGGGGAACCUUGGAUGAAGAGGAUGAAGAAGCAGACAGCGACACUGAUGAUAUUGACCACAGAGUUACGGAGGAGAGUCAUGAAGAGCCAGCGUUCCAGAAUUUUAUGCAGGAGUCAAUGGCACAGUACUGGAAGAGAAACAAAUAGUUCCUAGAAGUCCAAGAGUUUGGAACUCUGUGAAGAAACUGUCCUUACCUCUGAUUGGGGUUACGAUAAAGAACCAUUUUACACAGAAUAGCAGAGGUUCUCGUGUUAGGGAGCGUUCCUGACUCCAGUGAAGCCAAGGACAGAAGAAAUUUGGACCUGGCAGGUAGAUGUUGAUUCCCCGUGGCCUUUCCCUGGGAUUUGGCAAGGAAGGGUUUUCUGACUGUUCUUGGAUGCUGGUAUUCGGCCUGUAAGCCUUCACGUUGUAUCAUUUGAACUCAAGGACUUUUGCUGCUAACGGAUGGAAUAGAGAGAGAACAUACUGUUCACUUCAGAUCUCUGUUAUUAGGCUGUAUUUAUAGCCUCUAUUUCCCAAGCAUCUUGCCCUUGACCCAUGAGUUCCCCUCCUUUUAGCAGAACGGGAGACAAGAAACAUGAGCUUGUACAGAGUGGCAGUGGAGUCUCCUUGGCAACUAGUCAAUGUUGAUAUGAAAUGCUUGGUAGCUCAUUAUAGGUUUGUUGAAGAAA
This is a messenger RNA of Eptesicus fuscus (big brown bat), 1659 nucleotides long. RefSeq names its product GPN-loop GTPase 1 (gene GPN1). The record is from RefSeq and is a predicted model, not a curated record. The transcript has 14 exons. Bases 13 to 1134 code for a protein of 373 amino acids. Gene Ontology annotation, molecular function: ATP hydrolysis activity; GTPase activity. NCBI's taxonomy places the organism in Eukaryota, Metazoa, Chordata, Mammalia, Chiroptera, Vespertilionidae.